AUGUUGAACUCUGGUUCUAUAUCUCCUGCGAGCCAGACGGCCUGGUCUGUAACGUCUUUCCAAAGCUUGAUGUCGCCCGAGUCGGCCACCAUUGAGUCCAGGUCUGGCACGUCGCCGAUCUGGCCCAUCGACGGUAGCAGGGACGGCGAGAAGAACUGGCCGUGCGGUUCUGCCACUCCGGGCGACAUGGACUCGCGCAGGGGUCCGAGCCGGGCCUGGGAGUCUGGCGGCCAACUGAACGCCUGGUCCUGGCGGUAG
Ogataea philodendri is the source of this 258-nucleotide messenger RNA. RefSeq lists its product as uncharacterized. The transcript has a single exon. Lineage: Eukaryota; Fungi; Ascomycota; Pichiomycetes; Pichiales; Pichiaceae. The record is from RefSeq and is a predicted model, not a curated record. The coding region runs from base 1 to 258 and encodes 85 amino acids.